UCCCAAAUUUACAGCCAACCAAUCUUUGCGUGUGUGGAAUGGCUCCCGCACUCACCCUGCGGUGAUCGAGCGCUCAUGCACGCGCGUAGGAAACAUUGGUUGUGUUAGAGAGCCCGACGAUUCGCCGGAGAUGACAUCAUCGGCGGGGUACGCGGAUGGCGGCACAGGAGGUCUGGGGGACGGGGACCCCCCGGUGCCGCCAUUGAGGAAGCAGCCGUCACGGAUCGCUUCGGGGAUGCGUCGGCUGGCGUCCAAGGUAUCGGCGGCGGUGCCAGAGAUGCGUGGCCUCAAGCGUACACACUCCGGCACACAGUCAGGUUUGCGCGGUCUACGCUUCCUCGACAAGACGUCUGCCGGCAAAGACGGCUGGAAGUCCGUCGAGAAGCGGUUCGACGAGAUGAACACCGAAGGCCGGCUGCAGAGGGAGAACUUCGCCAAGUGCAUCGGUAUGGCUGAUUCAAACGAGUUUGCAAGCGAGGUGUUUGUGGCAUUGGCUAGGAGAACACACAUCAAUCCGGACGAUGGCGUAACAAAAGAACAACUGAAGCAAUUUUGGGAGGAGAUGACAGACCAGAACUUUGAUUCUCGGCUACGAAUUUUCUUUGACAUGUGUGACAAGAACGGUGAUGGUAAGCUUACAGAAGAUGAGGUCAAGGAGGUCAUUGUGCUAAGUGCCUCAGCAAACAAGCUUGCUAAACUGAAGAAACACGCUGCGACGUACGCCUCUCUGAUCAUGGAAGAGCUGGAUCCUGAUCACCGCGGCUACAUUGAGAUCUGGCAGCUGGAGACCUUGCUACGCGGGAUGGUGACCGCCUCAGCGCCGCCAGAGAAGAUGAACAUGGCGUCAGCGUCCCUCGCGAGGACGAUGGUGCCCUCUAGCCACCGGAGCCCGCUGCAGCGGCGCAUCAACAAGGCCGUGGACUUUGUCCACGAGAACUGGAAGAGGAUAUGGGUGCUCUCCCUCUGGGGCGUCCUCUGCAUCGCCCUCUUCGUAUUCAAGUUCAUCCAGUACCGGAGGCGCGCGGUGUUCGAGGUGAUGGGCUACUGCGUCUGCAUCGCCAAGGGCGCAGCGGAGACCCUCAAGCUCAACAUGGCGCUCAUAUUGCUUCCGGUGUGCCGGAACACGCUCACAAGGCUGCGUUCCACCGCGCUCAGCAAGGUGGUGCCGUUCGACGACAACAUAAACUUCCACAAGGUCAUCGCGCUCGCAAUCGCCAUCGGGUCUGCGACCCAUACGCUCGCGCACGUGCUCUGCGACUUCCCCAGGCUGGUGGCGUGCCCCAAGGACAAGUUCAUGGAGAAGCUGGGGCCCUUCUUCAACUACGUCCAACCGACAUGGCCGACUCUGCUGGCGAGCAUCCCGGGAUGGACCGGAAUCCUGCUCAUCCUCAUAAUGUCCUUCUCCUUCACGCUCGCGACGCACUCCUUCCGGAGGAGCGUGGUGAAGCUGCCGUCGCCGCUGCAUCACCUGGCCGGCUUCAACGCCUUCUGGUAUGCCCACCACCUGCUGGUGAUCGCCUAUGUCCUACUGGUGAUGCACUCCUACUUCAUAUUCCUCACCAAGCAGUGGUACAAGAGAACGACGUGGAUGUACUUGGCAGUCCCUGUCGUCUUCUAUGCCUCCGAGAGAAGUAUCAGAAAAAUUCGUGAGCAAAGCUAUCGCGUGAGCAUCAUAAAGGCGGCAAUCUACCCGGGAAACGUGCUCUCACUUUACAUGACGAAGCCACCAGGCUUCAAGUACAAAAGCGGGAUGUACAUGUUUGUAAAAUGCCCAGACGUUUCGCCUUUCGAAUGGCACCCCUUCUCCAUCACUUCGGCUCCUGGAGAUGACUACUUGAGCGUGCAUAUCCGUACGUUAGGUGAUUGGACAUCAGAACUCAGGAAUCUGUUUGGGAAGGCUUGUGAAGCUGAAGUAACUUCAAAGAAGGCUACACUAGCUAGACUCGAAACAACUGUUGUGGCACAUGGUCUGGCAGAGGAUACUAGGUUUCCUAAAGUCUUCAUAGAUGGCCCUUACGGUGCACCGGCUCAAAACUACAGGAAAUACGACAUUCUUUUGCUUAUUGGGCUCGGGAUUGGUGCGACUCCUUUCAUCAGCAUACUCAAGGAUCUCCUGAACAACAUAAAGUCCAACGAGGAGAUGCAUGACGCCGAGUUAGGUUGCAGUUUGAAGACCAAUGGGCCAGGAAGAGCCUACUUCUACUGGGUUACAAGAGAGCAAGGCUCCUUCGAGUGGUUCAAAGGUGUUAUGAACGACGUUGCCGAGAGUGAUCGCGACGAUGUAAUCGAGAUGCACAAUUACCUGACCAGCGUGUACGAGGAAGGCGACGCCAGGUCAGCCCUGAUUGCCAUGGUCCAGUCACUUCAGCAUGCUAAGAAUGGCGUGGAUAUCGUCUCAGGCAGCAAGAUUCGAACGCAUUUUGCAAGGCCAAACUGGAGAAAAGUGUUCUCUGAUUUGGCCAAUGCCCACAAGAACUCACGCAUCGGCGUUUUCUACUGUGGAUCUCCAACACUGACCAAGACCCUGAGAGAUCUUUCGAUAGAGUUCAGCAGUACCACGACGACUCGGUUCCAUUUCCACAAAGAGAAUUUCUAAGAAGCAACGGCACGGCUCGUGUGGCCCGCCGGUGCAUUCAUUGGUGAUCAACGGGCACAAGGCUGUGUGCCUAUGCAAGCCAGAUUUGAGUCCUUGGUUACUUUGGGGAACAGGGAGCGGGGCUUUACCGGACCAAGAGCCAUGAGCUAGCCUUUUGCUUCGUCCGCUUGCUGGGAGCUAGCUGCUUGUUCAGAUUUGGUGUUGGAGGAGGCGUGCAUGCGCAAGCUGAACCGGAAAUUCAGCAUGGGAAGUUCCAUGUAGGAAACUGAUAAUUGUAAUGCAAUUUUUUUCUCUCUAGCCAUGUCUUUAGUUGAAUGCCGAAUUGGGACGAGAUCAAGUGUGACUGUUUGGAUAGGGACUCGAAGUAGACUUGAGCAUGGGCCACCCGACCCGUCCAAAAAAAUCUGACUCGGUCGGGUCGGGUCUGUGUGUUGGGCGUCGUUGGUACAUGUAACCUGUCAAAUUUUUUAGGUCAGGAUCAGGCGUUAAAAUUAAGCUUGCGGGCUGGCCCGUUGGCCCGUAAUCUGUACUGGUGAUCUGCGUUUUGAAAUCUGAACUUUUGAUAGCA
Zea mays is the source of this 3164-nucleotide messenger RNA. Its product is annotated as putative respiratory burst oxidase homolog protein H. Gene Ontology annotation, cellular component: plasma membrane. The transcript is spliced from 13 exons. The record is from RefSeq and is a predicted model, not a curated record. The coding region runs from base 131 to 2596 and encodes 821 amino acids. Lineage: Eukaryota; Viridiplantae; Streptophyta; Magnoliopsida; Poales; Poaceae. Gene Ontology annotation, molecular function: NAD(P)H oxidase H2O2-forming activity; peroxidase activity; calcium ion binding.